AUUGAAAUUGAUUUAAUAUUUUGGAAAAGGAAAAAAUAGAAUUGGAAAUAGUUCGACAAUUAGAGCAUCACAGCGUUCAGUAGAAGACCCAAAAUCCAAAUUUGCAGAGUAUUUUUAACGAUGAGCGACCCUCAAAUUCCCGAUCCCAAGUCCACUCAGAAGCCCUCUCCUCCGGCAAACCCACCCAAAAUCCCCACCGCCGGCGAAGGGUUUUCUCAUGGCCGCAGCUUCCCAAACCCGCCGGAAUCGAUGAAUCCGGACGCGGCGACGCUCAGAGAUCAAUGGCGGUUCGCAAUUAGACAGUACAGUAAGUGGUACUCUCACGCAUGGGGCACCGCUAUUCUCGCCGGUCUCUCGUUUUUCGCCCUCGGUUGGAUUGUCAAAGGUUCGAAUCCUCUCCCUUCCUUCAAACCGGCCAAUUCGAACGGCGGUGAUAACUCCUCUCCGUCCACUAGUGGUGAUAAAGACAAAGCUGCUGCUGCUGCUCAAGUCCAUCAACCUCGUUGAUUGGGAAUUGGGAAUGGUGCCUCUGAUCGUGUUCUUCUAGUGGAUCGUGUUUUUCUCCCUUCGUUUAUAUGGUCAAGUUCAAAAUGGUGGGUGCAAAACAAUCUAAAAACCGUGUAUAUUUCCUUCAGCAUGUUAGUAGCUAAAAGCUUUUCGGAUAUGAAUAUGAAGAUGCUUGAUCUUUGAUGCUUACUUCCUUUUGCAUCCCUAAUAAUAUCUAAAUACGCACGUUUGCCUU
This is a messenger RNA of Erythranthe guttata (spotted monkey flower), 742 nucleotides long. RefSeq lists its product as hypothetical. The record is from RefSeq and is a predicted model, not a curated record. Lineage: Eukaryota; Viridiplantae; Streptophyta; Magnoliopsida; Lamiales; Phrymaceae.